UCGUUCGUGAUCUCACUACAGAGAUAUUUAACCAACACAAAUAUAAACACUAUCCAUACACCUCGUACGUUACCUAACCCAACUUAUUUUGGACUCGAAGGUUGGUGCCGUAAAGUUCUCAUGAUAUAGCUGUUGUGACCAAGAGGCCACGGUUCAUCAUCGCAGAGUUGGCCUCGAAUUCGCCUUUCGGCUGCACUGAGAAUCAUGACGUCUCAACACUCUUCAAUUUGCGAAGCGCUAGAGGAGAAAAUAACACCAAAGAAAAUGCGUUGCUUGGUGCGAGAGUUUGGUUCCCUGCCGUCAGCCAACAGGGCCUUGGUCUGGAGGUUCCUCCUGAGGACGCCCCAAAACCACGCCAGUUUCUGUGCCUUGGUGUCUCAAGCGCUGGAAUUGGACCUUCCAGAUGAGUGGGUCAGGUGGACAAAGAAACAAAAUCUCAGACCGUUCACCGAGUCUCAAUUCACCAGAGCCUUAAAAUGGUUAAUGGCGUGGAGUCCGGAACUGACAUGUUUGGACUUCCUGCCCCAGUUUGUCCUGCAAUUCGCUUCAGUCCUUGGUGGUGACCCGAUCUCGAGUUUUGAAGUUAUAGUCACAGCCAUCAGGAACUGGGGCUGCUUGUGGUUGGAAAUGUGUUCAGAGCCGCCGUUUCAAAUCAUGACCCUGAUAGAACAGUUGCUACAGAGGUUUGGUCCUGGUGCCUUAGAAAUUUUGAAAAAGAAUUCCGUCAGCAUUGUCUCCUACGCCUGGCCGCUUUUCGACACGGGCUUUGCAGCAGUGCUGCAAGAGAAAGACUGGCGACAACUGUGGGACCACCUGAUCUGCAACAGAGUGGCGUUGUACGUGUCUGCGGCGGUCGCGUUCGUCUGCUGCACAGAACCUCUUCUCAGACACACAUCAGAUCGCUCACUCAACAUUAAAGGCCUGUUCCUGGAAAAGCAGGAGGUCGACAUGAAAGCAUUCCUCCGUAAGAGCUACGAGAUCUACGACUCGGUCACCAACUGGCCUCCCAUGCUGACGAGUGAGAUGGUCGUAUUGCCUUCGGGAAAAUAUCCUAGUCUUGAGCAGUUCAUGAACACGAAGCCUGAAACUCGCAAACAUUCUCCAAAAGACAGCAAAGACUGCGAACCAUGUGAAGAGACUGACCUGUUUACUGCUGUGGAAACUAAAGACGAUUGUACAGAUGAAAUCUUGAGUGCCUUGAUGUUCAGUCAUAAAAUUCGAGAUGCUGUUGACAGCUGGAAAGGCGCUGCGAUAGGCGCUGUUGGAUUGGAGCCAGGAUUAAUGUCUAAGAAAUAGGUGCCAGAAAUUAGAUUGCAUCAUCUCCGCUUUUAGUAUUUAAUCCUAUAAAUUCCCUGUUGAAAAGUAAAAUUUCCAUUAUUCACAUGAUUUGCCUAUUUGGGCAUGCUUAUCUGCCAUUUCUGAUUCAGCCAUGCUACGCAAAACCAAACUGACUGAUAAUCAAUCUGGACUGCGGUCUAAAAUUUGAACAUAAUAUAAAUGUUACGUAAUGAAAAAUUCAUAUUUUGUAUCGCUUGGAAAGACCUGCAAACUGUUUCGUAAAUCUGAAAUAUUUUAUAUUUGGAAUAGACAAUAAAAAGAUAUUUCAAACCAAA
Cloeon dipterum is the source of this 1613-nucleotide messenger RNA. Its product is annotated as TBC1 domain family member 31. Gene Ontology annotation, cellular component: centrosome. The coding region runs from base 205 to 1296 and encodes 363 amino acids. Lineage: Eukaryota; Metazoa; Arthropoda; Insecta; Ephemeroptera; Baetidae. The record is from RefSeq and is a predicted model, not a curated record. The transcript has 7 exons.